Messenger RNA from Venturia canescens, 1702 nucleotides. RefSeq names its product disulfide-isomerase A3 (gene ERp60). Gene Ontology annotation, molecular function: protein disulfide isomerase activity. Gene Ontology annotation, cellular component: endoplasmic reticulum. Gene Ontology annotation, biological process: protein folding; response to endoplasmic reticulum stress. Lineage: Eukaryota; Metazoa; Arthropoda; Insecta; Hymenoptera; Ichneumonidae. The transcript is spliced from 5 exons. The record is from RefSeq and is a predicted model, not a curated record. The coding region runs from base 156 to 1634 and encodes 492 amino acids.
CAUCUUCCGCGACAGCAGCCACGUCUCGCAAGUCCAGCAGCGCAUUGCCUCCUCGUAACACUCGAGUAUCGGGGCUAAAAGUACAUAAUUAUAAAAUUUGAUAGUGUAUCGAAGAACUUUUAUAUCAUCAACGCAAAAACGAUAAAGCUACGGGAAUGUUGGCGAAGUACCUGGUUUUUAUUUGCUCCCUCGUGGUCGCCGGAACUUUGGCCGCCGAGGAAGAUGUUCUCGAAUUGACGGACGGUGAUUUCUCAGCCCAAUUGGACAACAAUGAAAAUGUUCUUGUCAUGUUCUACGCUCCUUGGUGUGGCCACUGCAAACAUCUCAAGCCUGAGUAUGCCAAGGCUGCUGAAUUACUCAUAGGCAACGAUCCUAAAAUCACUUUAGCCAAAAUUGAUUGUACCGAAGCGGGCAAAAAAACUUGCGAGCAAUAUUCGGUCAGUGGUUACCCUACUCUUAAGAUCUUUGCCAAUGGAGAAAUGGUCAGUGAAUACAAUGGUCCCAGAGAAGCUGAGGGCAUCGCCAAGUACAUGAGGAGUCAAGUAGGCCCUGCCUCUAAACACUUGAAGGGACCGGACUGUAAGAAAGCCUUUCUCAACACGGAUGAAGUUAGUUACAUUGGUUACUUUGCAGAGGAAAAUAGUCCUCUGGCCAAUGCUUUCCAUGCUGUCGCUAAGAAGUUGAGAGAAAAAGCAAGAUUUGCUCACACCAGCGACAAAACUCUCUUGGAACAAGCAAACUUCAAAAAUCACAUUGUUCUGUAUCGUCCGAAAAAACUCCAGAAUAAAUUUGAGCCUGAUACUCUGACCUAUGAAGGUCCUGACAAGGUUGCCGAUGUCAAUGAUUUUGUAACCAAGAAUUACUUCGGUCUUGCCGGUGUUCGUACAAGGGACAACUCUCAAAGCUUCACAAAUCCAUUGGUCGUAGCAUAUUACAACGUCGAUUACACGAGAAACGCAAAGGGAACGAACUACUGGCGAAACAGAAUAAUGAAAGUGGCAAAGAACUUCCCGAACAUAAUGUUCGCGAUAUCUUCCAAAGACGAUUUUCAGCAUGAGCUCAACGAUUUCGGAAUCGAUUUUGUCAAGGGCGAUAAGCCGAUCAUAUUGGCACGUGACGCGAAGAAUCGAAAAUUCAUAUUGAAAGACGAAUUCUCGAUGGAGAGUUUUGAAAAAUUCUUGAAGGCAUUUGAGGCGGAAGAACUCGAGCCGUUCUUGAAGUCUGAGCCAAUUCCAGAAGAUAACAGCGCUAGUGUGAAGGUCGCGGUUGCAAAGAAUUUCGACGAAGUUGCCAUCAACAACAACAAAGAUACACUCAUCGAAUUCUACGCGCCCUGGUGUGGACAUUGCAAACAAUUGGCACCGAUUUUCGACGAGCUUGGCGAUAAAAUGGCCGACGAAGAUGUCGAAAUUGUGAAGAUGGACGCAACGGCAAACGACGUACCCUCACAGUUCGAGGUUCGUGGUUUCCCUACCUUGUUCUGGCUCCCUAAGGAUUCCAAGGACAGCCCAGUCAAGUACGAGGGUCAACGUCAACUCGACGAUUUCAUCAAAUACAUCGCUAAGCAUGCGACCGAAGAACUCAAGGGUUACGACCGCAAGGGUAAACCCAAGGCUGUCAAGGAAGAGUUGUAAAUACGCAGUAACAACAGCAGCAGCAUUAACACCACCAACGACGACAACAAUAACAACAACAACAACAA